Messenger RNA from Lathyrus sativus (Indian pea), 5346 nucleotides. Lineage: Eukaryota; Viridiplantae; Streptophyta; Magnoliopsida; Fabales; Fabaceae. The record is from the annotation of a GenBank genome assembly.
AUGGCGCUGUUCCGAAGAUUAUUUUACCGGAAGCCGCCGGAUCGUCUUCUUGAGAUCUCUGAGAGAGUCUAUGUUUUUGAUUGCUGCUUCUCUACGGACGUCUUGGAAGAAGAUGAGUACAAAUUGUAUAUGGGGGGAAUUGUAGCUCAGCUACAAGAUUACUUUCCAGAUGCUUCUUUCAUGGUUUUCAAUUUCAGAGAAGGGGAUAGGCGCAGCCAAAUUUCAGACAUAUUAUCUUUAUGUGACAUGACAGUUAUGGAGUACCCUCGGCAAUACGAGGGCUGUCCACUUCUUCCUCUAGAGAUGGUUCAUCACUUCCUUCGAUCCAGUGAAAGCUGGCUGUCUUUGGAGGGGCAACAAAAUGUGCUUUUGAUGCACUGUGAAAGAGGGGGUUGGCCUGUGCUGGCAUUUAUGUUAGCCGGUCUUUUAUUGUACCGAAAACAAUAUAGUGGGGAGCUGAAGACUCUUGAAAUGGUCUACAAGCAAGCACCCAGAGAACUUCUCCAGCUUUUAUCUCCUUUGAACCCACAACCUUCUCAGUUAAGAUAUCUUCAUUAUAUUUCCAAGAGACAUUUGGGUUCUGAGUGGCCUCCGUCAGACACACCUUUAUAUUUAGAUUGUUUAAUCCUAAGAGUUCUUCCAUUAUUUGAUGGUGGGAAAGGUUGCAGGCCUGUUGUAAAUGUUUAUGGUCCGGACCCUUCAAAUCCUGCCAAUAGAAGUUCUAAGCUUCUUUUCUCAACUUUGAAAGUCCAAAAUCAUGUUCGCCACUACCUGCAGGCAGAGUGUAUGCUCGUGAAAAUUGAUAUUCAUUGUCGUGUUCAAGGGGAUGUCGUUCUUGAAUGCAUACAUUUAAGCGAAGAUUUCGUUCGUGAAGAGAAGAUGUUUAGAGUCAUGUUUCAUACUGCAUUUAUUCGGUCAAAUAUUUUGGUGCUGAGCCGUGAUGAAAUCGAUAUAUUGUGGGAUACAAAGGAUCAGUUUCCCAAGGAUUUUAAAUCUGAGGUGCUUUUUUUGGAUGCUGAUGCUGUUAUACCUAAUCUAACCACAGUCAAUGUGAGUGAAGAUGAAAAUGAGACAGAAAGCGGUUCACCUGAGGAAUUCUACGAAGUGGAAGAGAUUUUCAGCAAUGUAAUUGAUGGACAGGAUUCUCCAAAGUUUCGUCAAAAUGUAGUAGAUUAUGGAAGCCAUAAAGAUGUCUGGAAAGAGUAUUCAGAUCCUCUUACUUUUCAGGAUUCUACGCCAGAUGAUGGGAUUAACCAACAGGUUGAAUGGACAGAUUCUGGUAUUAAUGAGGUGAAAGACAUCACUGUUGAUGAUGUGAAAUACAAGCUUGAUGAGCAUGUAGAUUCAGAUACUCAUGCAGUGAAAGAUAUUGCUGUGGAUGGUGGAGAAAAUAAGUUAACUUCCAGUGCUGUUACUUUUGAUAUGAUGGAAACCCUGGAGAGACAGGAAGACACUUUGGAUGUGCAUGAUGAGUUAGCAGUUAUGCAAAACAAUUAUGAUGAAGAAAUCGAUGCAACAGUUAAAGAAUUAGAACCUGAGGAAGGGCAGCAGACACAUGAUCUUGCCAGAUCAGUAUCUGUUGAAGAGAAACAACUUCCUUCGGACUCAAAGCCAGUGGGAGACGGAGUUGCAGAAAUGCAAAAGGCUAAACAGAAAGAACCACAGGGAUUUCAGGAAAAACAAGCAAAAGAAAAUGCAUCAACUAGGUGGAUUCCUUCUAACAAAGGUUCUUAUCAAGAUUCAAUGCAUGUUUCAUAUCCACCAACAAGGCAUAAUAGUUCACCACCUGUUCUGUCAAAUUCUACCUCUGCAAAGGAGAAAAUGACUAAUGCCAAAGGAAGACGUGUUUCCAGUUCGACAAAUGACCUGAAAAGUUGUAAUGGGGACAAUUCAAAGUAUUUAGAAAGCAUAUGGGAAAUUGACUCAAACGCCCAGCUAUCAUCAUUGAUGCCAAUUACAGAGUCAUCUCAUCAGUCAGCUACUCAAGCACCACAGUUGAGCACUGAUCAAGUGCUACAACCUCAUCUCCCCACUCUCCCUCCACCCCCACCUCCAGGCAUAUCACCAUCUUCUUCCUUGGACGGUAAAGUGUCUACGGUACCGCAACCGCCGCCUCAACCACCUCCACCUUUUUUGUCAGGUUUUGGUAAGAAAUAUAAAGAGACGGACUUACAAGCUGCAACUCAUCCUCCUCCACCCCCACCCCCACCUCCUCCUCCAUUUUUUGGGCAAAACAGAGGGAGCUCAUUACCUCUUUCUACUCAUAGGAAGCCCUAUUGUUCAACAAUUGGUGUAGUUGGAGAAACUGGCGGUGCUUUACCUCUUUCAACUCCUAUAGUUGGAAGUGUAAUUACAUCAAAAGUUUCUAAAUUAGUUGAUGCAGUCUCUCUUCUCAUUCCUCCACCACCACCACCUCCACCCCCUUCUUCUCUCCCCCUAAAAUAUGGAGUUACAUCCAUUCCUCCUCCCCCACCUUUGCCUUAUAUGGAUAGAGCUCCACCACCCCUUCCUCCUAUAACGCCAACAUUACUUAACACUCCACUACCACCACCUUUAAGUAAAUCUCAACCUCCACCUCCACCACCAUUACCUCCUACUCCUCCUGUUGUAUAUAAAGCCCUACCACCAUCUCCACCACCACCACCUUUUUUUCUUAAAGCUCUAUCACCCCCACUUGCUAUUAGUAUAGCUCCACCGCCUCCACCUCUUCCUCAUUCGAGUGGAGCCCGACCCCCAACUCUUCCUUCAACAAGUAAAACGCAACCUCCGCCACCACCACCUCUUCCUUCAUCAAGCGAGGAACCUCCACCACCUCCACCUCCUUCAAUGUCUAACACCUCACUACCCCCAUCCAUACCACCACCACCACCACCACCACUUCUUCCUCUAUCUUAUAGAGCACCUCUACCACCACCUCUUCCUUCAAUGUCUAAGGCCCCACCCCCCCCACCCCCACCAUUCUUUGGAGCUGCACCAUCUUCACUUCUUCCUAGACCAAGUGGAGCACCUUCACCACCACCUCUUUUGUCCAAGGCUCCACCAUUCUAUGGAGCUCCACCACCACCACCACCCCUUUUUUCAUCAAGUGGAGCACCUCCACCACUAUCUCCUUCAUUGUCUAAGGCCCCACCACCCCCACCUCUACCAUCAUAUGGUACUCCACCCCCACCCCCACCCCCACCAUAUCUUCCUGCAUCAAGUGGAAUACCUUCAACACCACCAACUCCUGCAAUGUCUAAGGCCCCACCAUCCCCACCUCCACCACUCAAUGGAGCUCCACUGUCACCACCACCACCACCACCACCAUAUCUUCCUGCAUCUAGUGAAGCACCCCAAUCACCACCAGCACCACCUCCACCUACACCUCCUUCAACGUCUAAGACCCCACCACCACCACCUCCACCAUUCUAUAGGGCUCCACCACCACCACCACCACCACCACCACCAUAUCUUCCUACAUCUAGUGGAGCACCACCACCACCACCACCACCACCACCACCACCAUAUCUUAAUGCAUGUAAUGGAGCACCACCACCACCACCAUCACCAUAUCUUCCUGCAUCUAGUGGAGCACCACCACCACCGCCGCUGCCUUAUCUUCCUGCAUCUAGUGGAGCACCACCACCACCACCUCCCCCAUUUUAUGGAACACCACCACCACCACCACCCCCUUAUUCAUUGUCUAACGCCCCACCACCCCCACCUCCACCAUUCUAUGGAGCUCCACCACCGCCACCACCUCCAAUGCAUGCAACACAAGCACCACCUCCUCCGCCACCUCCGGGUGGUCGAGGCCCACCUCCUCCUCCACCUCCAGGUUUUCAAGGCCCACCUCCUCCACCACCUCCAGGUUUCCGAGGCCCACCUCCCCCGCCACUUCCAGGUGGCCAAGGCCCACCUCCUCCUCCACCUCCAGGUGGUCGAGGCCCUGCUCCACCACCGCCUCCUGGAGCUCAUGCACCUGGUGCUCCCGCACCUCCUAGGCUUCCUGGUGGUGCACCCCCACCACCUGGGGCUGAUCCAAGAGGUAGAGGGCGUGGACUUGCACGUCCUACUGGUGCAGCGGCACCUCGACGAUCCUCAUUAAAGCCUCUUCAUUGGAGUAAGGUAACAAGGGCAUUGCAAGGAAGUUUAUGGGAAGAAUUACAGAGACAUGGAGAAACUCAAAUUGGACAAGAGUUUGACGUUUCAGAGUUAGAGAAGCUUUUUGCUGUAAAUGUUCCAAAACCUGCUGCUUCUGGUGGUAAAUCUGGAGGGCCGGGCAAAUCUGCAGGAUCCAAACCUGAGAAAAUCACCUUGGUUGAUUUAAGGAGAGCCUAUAAUACUGAAAUUAUGCUUACAAAGGUUAAGAUGCCGCUUCCUGAUAUGAUGGCUGCAGUACUGGCUUUGGAUGACUCAGUAUUAGAUGUUGAUCAGGUGGAAAAUCUUAUUAAAUUUUGUCCUACCAAAGAGGAGAUGGAUCUUUUGAAGGCAUAUACUGGCGACAAGGAGAAUUUGGGAAAGUGCGAACAGUUCUUUAUGGAGCUGAUGAAAGUGCCACGAGUUGAGGCGAAAUUAAGAGUGUUCUGUUUCAAGAUUCAAUUUCAGUGUCAGAUUACAGAGUUUAAUAAGUGUUUAAACUUAGUGAACUCUGCAUGUGAAGAGGUCCGAAAUUCAGUCAAACUGAAGGAGAUUAUGAAGAAAAUUCUUUAUUUGGGUAAUGCAUUGAAUCAAGGAACAGCAAGAGGAUCUGCUGUUGGAUUUAAGUUAGACAGCCUUUUAAAGCUCACUGACACUCGUGCUUCUAACAGCAAAAUGACACUGAUGCAUUAUCUUUGCAAGGUCCUAGCUGAAAAGUCUCCUGCACUCCUUGAUUUUCACCUUGACCUAGGUAGCGUAGAUACUGCCUCUAAGAUACAAUUGAAGUCAUUAGCAGAAGAAAUGCAGGCAAUUACCAAGGGACUAGAAAAAGUAAACCAGGAGCUUGCUGCUUCUGAAAGUGAUGGCCCAGUAUCUGAAGUUUUCCGUAAGACAUUGAAAGAUUUCGUUAAUGAAGGCAAGUCUCAGGUGGAUUCUGCAACACGCCUAUAUUCUGAUGUGGGUAGAAAUGCAGACGCACUUGCACAGUAUUUCAAUGAGGAUCCUGCCCGUUGUCCUUUUGAGCAAGUUACUGCAACUCUCUUAAAUUUUAUAAGGAUGUUUCUCAAAGCACAUGAUGAGAAUAUCAAACAAGCAGAAUUAGAGAAGAAGAAAGCUGAGAAAGAGGCUGAAAUGGAGAAGAAAGCUAAGAAGGAGGCUGAAAUGGAAAAGGGUAACGGAAGUAGUUUGACAAGGAAGAGUAAAAAAUAUAACAAAGAAGAAAGCUGA